This is a messenger RNA of Truncatella angustata, 579 nucleotides long. RefSeq names its product inorganic phosphate transporter PHO88. Gene Ontology annotation, biological process: protein targeting to ER. The transcript has 3 exons. Gene Ontology annotation, cellular component: endoplasmic reticulum; mitochondrion. Bases 1 to 579 code for a protein of 192 amino acids. The record is from RefSeq and is a predicted model, not a curated record. Lineage: Eukaryota; Fungi; Ascomycota; Sordariomycetes; Amphisphaeriales; Sporocadaceae.
AUGGCCGGUCUCAGCCCCCAGGUUACCAACAUUGUCAUCAUUCUUGGAAUGAUGCAAGUGUCCAAGAGGAUUCCAUUCGAAGAUCCCAAUACCCUGAACAUCGUUCGUGCCCUCUACAUUGCCAGCAACUUGAUCAUUGCUGUGCUCUAUGUCUUCACUCAGCUCAAGAUCAACAAGAAGAAGGAUCUCACCACGCUCAAGUAUGUCGAGCCUGCUGCUAUGGGAUCGACCGAGGAGCCAAAGCUCGUCACCACGACCAUCCACGCCUACGACUCUGCGCAGGUGAAGCAGCUUUUCCGCUCCCAGCUCAUGGGUGUCGGUAUGAUGGCCUUCAUGCACUUGUACCUCAAGUACACCAACCCGCUCCUGAUUCAGUCCAUCAUCCCGCUCAAGGGCGCUCUCGAGUCCAACCUGGUCAAGAUUCACGUCUUCGGCAAGCCUGCUGUCGGCGACCUGAAGCGGCCAUUCAAGCAGGCUGCUGGCUUUAUGAGUGGUCUCCAGAGCGGCCCCGCCCAGAGCGACAAGAAGGCUGUCGAGGCUGCUGAGAGAGCCGGCCGCGGUGGUGCUAAGGAGGAGUAA